AUGUUUAUUUAAACAAGACGGCGAAUACACGCGCCUGCGCAUAAUUAUUUUGUUUUUUUUUUUUUAACAAAUAAACAAACAAGUGUCUUGUUGUUUCGUAUUUGUUUUAUUGUUUUGUGUAUGUAUUUGUGUGUGUGUGUGAUAAGUGAAUUAAUGUUGCUUGUGAUAAAAAUUUGUCGUUUUUCAUGCAAUCAAACUGCAGCAAUGUAUGUUAUUGGAUAAAUAAAAUUAAUAGAACAUAGAGUAUUUUGUCCACCUCGUGCCCAAACCACUCGAACAUGACGAAACAAAAUUCUUCAGCUCUCGAGAUUCGAGAUGGUAUGGACGCCUAUAGUUCCAAGGUCGAACUAGCGUGCAACGGUUCAAGGGAGGACUUAGACCCUUAUAUUCCGUCAGAGCACAGACCAUUGGCAUCAAAUACAUCGAGUUUCGGUGCGUUGGCACAUUUACUGAAAGCAUCGCUCGGUUCUGGAGUGUUGGCAAUGCCGCUCGCCUUCAAGAGCGCCGGACUGUUGGUUGGCAGCAUUGGUACCAUACUUGUCGGGUUUAUUUGCGCGCACGCCAUAAACAUGUUGGUGAAAACAUCACAACAGCUGUGCGUGGAGGUCAAGAAACCAUCAUUGGGAUACGCAGACACGUGCGACCUCGUCUUUCAAAAUGGACCGAAACCUGUACAGAAAUUUGCCCCAUUCGCAAGAGAACUAGCAGACUGGGCGUUAGCGUUGACUCACAUGGGAGCCUGUUGCGUAUAUGUGGUCGUAAUAGCUGAGUCCUUCAAACAGAUAUCUGAUGUAUACGGAGGACCGAACUGGACUGUAACAAUAUACUGUGCUUUAACGUUAGUUAUACUGGUUCCGUUGACACAAAUCACCAAACUGAAGUACUUGGUCCCCUUCUCGGCGUUAGCCAACUUCGUAUGGUUGGGUUCCAUACUUAUAUCUAUAUACUAUUGCUUGAGAGAUCCACCGAAAGUAUCUGAAAGGAAUCUAGCUACAUCUAUCACAGGAGUACCUAAUUUUAUAAGCACAUGUCUGUUCGCAAUGGAAGGCAUCGGCGUCGUGAUGCCGGUAGAGAAUGAGAUGACAAAACCUCAACACUUCCUCGGCUGUCCCGGUGUCUUGAAUAUCGCUAUGGUUAUUGUGGUGUUAAUGUAUGGAUUUGUUGGUUUCUCCGGCUACCUGAAGUACGGCGAUGAAGCCAGGGGCAGCUUGACUUUAAACUUGCCUCAGGAUGAAAUCCUCGCUCAGACCGCAAAGAUACUUGUGGCUUGCGUGAUGAUUCUAUCAUUCGCCCUCAUCUACUACGUCCCGGUGGAUGUGAUAUGGAGACGGAUACAAGAAAAAGUACCGGCUAAAAAUCACAGAUGGGGCAUAGCUGCGUUGAGAUUAAUUGGCACACUGCUUAUAGUUGGUAUCGCCUGCGCGGUCCCAAGACUGGAGCUCUUCAUGGAAUUAGUGGGUGCAGUCUGCCUUUCCACCAUGGGUCUGCUGCUUCCAGCUGUGACUGAGACGGUGUGGCGAUGGGGGAAAGACCUGGGCCCUUGUUACUGGGUUGUAUGGAAAAAUGCUCUUAUCUGCAUCUUCUCACUGAUAGCCAUGGUGUCCGGUGUAGCAUAUUCAAUAAUUGCCAUAUUGGAAAAAUUGUGAUACCACAGUAUUAGUUAUUUGUAAGAUUCUUUUGUAAAUAAUGCAGAAUAAAUUAAUGUAAUUUUACAUUAUUUAGGUACAAGCUAAUAUACAAUAUUUUUUUUUUGUAAAUAAUAUAAAUUUAUUGAUUUAAUUGUAUAAAUGUAAAAAAUAUUUAUUGUAAAUGUGGAUUUUUUACAUAUGAUCAUAACGUGUAAUUUUAAAUUUAAUUUAGAUUUAUAAUAAUUAAGUAUAGUAAUUAAACCUGACAUAUAAUAUU
Messenger RNA from Galleria mellonella (greater wax moth), 1905 nucleotides. Its product is annotated as proton-coupled amino acid transporter-like protein pathetic. The transcript is spliced from 10 exons. Gene Ontology annotation, cellular component: vacuolar membrane. Gene Ontology annotation, biological process: amino acid transmembrane transport. NCBI's taxonomy places the organism in Eukaryota, Metazoa, Arthropoda, Insecta, Lepidoptera, Pyralidae. Bases 279 to 1646 code for a protein of 455 amino acids. Gene Ontology annotation, molecular function: amino acid transmembrane transporter activity. The record is from RefSeq and is a predicted model, not a curated record.